Molecule: messenger RNA, 2223 nt
Organism: Alternaria ethzedia
Lineage: Eukaryota; Fungi; Ascomycota; Dothideomycetes; Pleosporales; Pleosporaceae
Gene: TRP3
Product: anthranilate synthase / indole-3-glycerol phosphate synthase
Exons: 5
Coding region: 1-2223 (740 amino acids)
Biological process (GO): L-tryptophan biosynthetic process
Cellular component (GO): cytoplasm
Molecular function (GO): tryptophan synthase activity
Source: RefSeq, a predicted model, not a curated record
AUGGACGGCAUUAAGAAGACGUUUGCGCAAUGCAAGAAGGAAGGCAGGUCUGCCCUCGUCACCUAUGUGACGGCGGGUUUCCCCACGGCAGAGGAGACGCCAGACAUCAUGAUGGCCAUGGAGGCCGGAGGUGCUGACAUCAUUGAACUCGGCAUGCCCUUCACCGACCCCAUUGCCGACGGCCCAGCAAUCCAGACCGCCAACACUCAAGCCCUCAAGAACGGCGUCACAAUUGGCCAUGUUCUCCAGAUGAUCCGCGACGCGAGGAAGCGGGGUCUGAAGGCACCAGUCCUCCUCAUGGGAUACUACAACCCGCUGCUCAGCUACGGCGAGGAGAAGAUGCUGCAGGAUGCGAAAGAGGCCGGAGCCAACGGCUUCAUCAUGGUCGACCUGCCACCGGAGGAGGCUCUGCGCUUCAGGAACUUCUGCCGCAGCUACGGUCUCUCCUACGUCCCCCUCAUCGCACCCGCUACCUCCGAGCACCGCAUGCGCGUCCUCUGCAAAAUCGCCGAUUCCUUCAUCUAUGUCGUAUCGCGUAUGGGCGUCACCGGCGCCAGCGGAACAAUGAACGCUGCCCUUCCCCAGCUCCUCGAGCGCGUCCACAAAUACUCUGGCAAUGUCCCCGCAGCUGUCGGUUUCGGUGUCAGCACACGCGACCACUACCUGAGCGUAGGCAAGAUCGCUGAGGGUGUCGUCAUUGGCUCCCAGAUCAUCAACACAUUGAUCAAGGCUCCAGCAGGCGAGGGCGCAAAGGCAGUUGAGAAGUACUGCGACGAGAUCUGCGGCAAGAGCACCCGCGAUACAACCCGUGAGGUCGGCAUUAUCGAGACAUUGAACGAGGCCAAGGAGCCCACCAACGUCCAUGUCGACAAGGUCAUCACAGAUGCCGACACACCAGAUGGCCCCGGUCUCGCCGACCAACUGGAGAUGCUGAACACUGACGAGACGGACGGCGCAAAUGGAACCAACCAGCAGAACGGAUUUGACGAGAAGCACAAGUUCCCCGCACGAUUCGGCGAGUUUGGCGGGCAAUAUGUGCCUGAAUCUCUCAUGGAUUGUCUCUCUGAGCUCGAGGAAGGUUUCAACACAGCGAUCGAAGACCCCAAGUUCUGGGAAGAGUACCGAUCCUACUACGACUGGAUGGGCAGACCAGGACAUUUGCAUCUUGCCGAGCGCCUUACUGAGCACGCUGGAGGUGCUAACAUCUGGUUGAAGAGAGAGGAUUUGAACCAUACCGGAAGUCACAAGAUCAACAACGCCCUCGGACAGGUACUCAUUGCCAGGAGACUGGGAAAGACUGAGAUUAUUGCCGAGACUGGAGCUGGCCAGCACGGUGUUGCGACAGCCACCGUUUGCGCCAAGUUCAAUAUGAAGUGCACCAUCUACAUGGGUGCCGAGGAUGUCAGGCGUCAAGCCCUGAACGUCUUCCGCAUCAAGUUGCUCGGUGCUCAGGUUGUUGCUGUUGAGGCUGGUGCGCAGACCCUCCGUGACGCCGUCAACGAGGCCAUGCGCGCUUGGGUCGUCCACCUCGACACAACCCACUACAUUAUCGGAUCCGCCAUCGGUCCUCACCCCUUCCCUACGAUCGUCCGUACUUUCCAGUCGAUCAUUGGAAACGAGACCAAGGAGCAGAUGCAAGCCAAGCGUGGCAAGCUCCCCGACGCUGUAGUCGCCUGCGUUGGUGGUGGCAGCAAUGCCGCGGGCAUGUUCUACCCCUUCUCGAAGGACAUGUCUGUUAAGCUUCUCGGUAUUGAGGCUGGUGGUGACGGUAUCGACACAGACCGCCACAGUGCAACACUCUCCGCUGGAACCAAGGGCGUGCUUCACGGCGUGCGUACCUACGUUAUCCAGAACCAGCACGGACAGAUCAGCGAGACUCACUCGGUCUCCGCUGGUCUCGACUACCCCGGUGUUGGCCCAGAGCUUUCCAGCUGGAAGGACAGCGACCGUGCCAAGUUCAUUGCCUGCACCGAUGCCGAGGCCUUCAUCGGCUUCCGUCUGAUGUCCCAGCUCGAGGGUAUCAUCCCGGCGCUGGAGACCUCGCAUGCCGUCUUUGGUGCCAUUGAGCUGGCCAAGACAAUGAACAAGGACCAGGACAUUGUCAUCUGUGUCUCUGGACGUGGUGACAAGGACGUGCAGAGUGUCGCGGAGGAGCUGCCCAAGCUAGGACCCAAGAUUGGCUGGGACCUGAGGUGUAAGUCUGACAGUAUCCAAGAUGACUGA